Molecule: messenger RNA, 852 nt
Organism: Vollenhovia emeryi
Lineage: Eukaryota; Metazoa; Arthropoda; Insecta; Hymenoptera; Formicidae
Exons: 2
Coding region: 1-852 (283 amino acids)
Source: RefSeq, a predicted model, not a curated record
AUGGACUCUCCACUAUCACCGAUUAUAGCGGACAUUACUAUGCAGGACCUCGAGAUUAAAGCACUUGAAGCCCUGACGUUUGUUCCACCUUUUUACGUCAGAUAUGUGGACGACAUCGCGAUGUCGGUUCCUUCUUCACAAAAAAAUUCCACACUCGAGACAUUUAAUUCUCUCCACAGUAGAAUACAAUUUACUUUAGAAGAAGGAACCAACAAACACUUGAAUUUUCUCGACACCACUAUUAUUGUUAGAGACGACACGAUUGAAUUCGAUUGGUACCACAAACCGACGUUUUCUGGCAGAUACCUCAAUUUCGCGUCGUCUCAACCGUUGUGUCACAAAAAGGGCACCAUUAAAUGCUUAACCGACCGAGCAAUACUUUUAGCCCAUCCAAGAUUUCAACAAAAAAAUCUCAAAUUCGUGGUCAAAGAUCUCAAUACAACUCUAUCAUACACAGGUUUACAGAAACUCAGAAACUUUAUCAAAGUUCAUAAAGACCCACUUCCAACGCUCGCACGCAACAAUGUAGUUUAUAAAAUCUCAUGUAAUGAUUGCAACGCAUCAUACGUGGGCCAGACCGGUAGAGUACUAGCCACUAGAGUAAAUGAACACCGCAAACAUAUUAAUAGAAACACGAAGCAAAUAUCAGUCAUAACGGAACAUAGACAAUCUGGCCAUGAAUUUGACUGGGAUAAUGUUGAAAUCUUGGAUGAAGAACCUUUUCUUUACAGGCGUCUCAUCUCAGAAAUGAUUUAUAUUAAACGCCAAACUAACGGCCUCAAUUUACAAAAUGACAUGGAUCUCCUGGGUGAUUUAUACAACCUAAUCAUCCAGGACCUAAAUAGAGUUUGA